This is a messenger RNA of Momordica charantia (bitter melon), 1432 nucleotides long. RefSeq names its product galactinol synthase 2. Gene Ontology annotation, molecular function: glycosyltransferase activity. The record is from RefSeq and is a predicted model, not a curated record. Lineage: Eukaryota; Viridiplantae; Streptophyta; Magnoliopsida; Cucurbitales; Cucurbitaceae.
CCCUCCACAACUCAAGCUUGAAGGACUAAACCAAGUACAUCUUGUACCAAGCUGCUUGCCCUCAAGUCCUUCUUGCCUCCCUUUCUUGAGAAAUAAUCCUUUGUUGUUUCAGUUCAAAGCUGCCAAUUAAUUAAGAUGUCUCCAGCAGCUGCCACCGAAACCAUCGACUCGACCGACGCCCCCAAGAGGGCGUACGUCACAUUCUUGGCUGGCAAUGGUGACUAUUGGAAAGGUGUGGUUGGACUGGCAAAGGGUCUCAGAAAGGUCAAAACCGCCUACCCUCUCAUUGUAGCAGUCCUCCCCGAUGUUCCCGAAGACCAUCGCCAGAUUCUCGAGUACCAGGGCUGCAUCGUUCGCGAGAUCGAGCCCGUUUACCCACCCGCCAACCAGACCCAAUUCGCCAUGGCAUAUUAUGUUAUCAACUACUCAAAGCUUCGGAUUUGGGAGUUUGUGGAGUAUGAGAAGCUGAUAUAUCUGGACGGGGACAUCCAAGUAUUCGAAAACAUAGAUCAUCUGUUCGAGAUGCCGAGCGGGCAGUUCUACGCGGUGAUGGACUGCUUCUGCGAGAAGACAUGGAGUAACUCUCCACAGUACAAGAUCGGGUACUGCCAGCAAUGCCCGGACAGGGUUGAGUGGCCAGUGGAGGAAAUGGGAAAUCCGCCGCCCCUUUACUUCAACGCUGGGUUUUUCGUGUACGAGCCGGACCUGGUGACCUACGAAGAUCUGCUGGAGACUUGCAAGGCCACCACUCCAACUUUGUUCGCGGAGCAGGACUUUCUCAACAUGUACUUCAACCACAUCUACAAGCCCAUCCCUCCCGUUUACAACCUCGUCAUGGCCAUGCUAUGGCGCCACCCCGAGAACAUCGACGUUGACAAAGUCAAAGUUGUUCACUACUGUGCUGCGGGAUCAAAGCCGUGGAGGUACACAGGAGAAGAGGAGAACAUGGACAGAGAGGACAUAAAAAUGCUGGUGAAGAAGUGGUGGGAAGUUUAUGAAGAUGAAUCUCUGGACUACCACAACCUUGUCAAGUCUGAAACCAAAGAAGAAACCAAGCUCACGCCAUUGAUCUCUGUGCUCCCAGAGGCUGAAGUUGUCAACCACAUCACAGCCCCUUCUGCUGCUUAAUUUCCCUUCAUCUUUAAUUUAUACCCUAUAUAUAUAUACAUAUAUAUAUGAGUGUGUUGUGUGGUCAAAUGGUCUAUAUAUUAUUAUAAAUUAAGUAUCAACUGCAUGUGUGUUUAAGGUUAAUUAAGGUUUAAGGUUUUAUGUAUGGUAGCCCUUUAAUUUGGUGGGGGGUUGUGUUGACUGUUUACUGUUGAUCGUUGUAUGUGUCUUUUGCAUGCAACUCCCCCACCUUGUUGUUCAUGGGCUACACUAUGCAAAUUUUAUGAAUAAGGCUGAUUUUAUUCUGCCUUUCCUUUUUCCUUUA